AUGGGGUAUGAUCUGGAGAGGUUUGUGGGCUACGUGAACGAGGGCUUACUGUGCUGUGUGUGUCGAGAUGUCCUGGAGCGCCCCCUCCAGGCCCCCUGUGAACACGCCUACUGCAGCGCCUGCAUCAGCGGCUGGCUGGUUGACCACCCCUCUUGCCCCGAGGACAGACUACCGCUGGACGUCAGCACUCUCAAACCCCUCUGCAGGUAUAUGCGUAAUGACCUGAGCCGUCUGCAGAUCCGCUGUGCGAAUGCAGAACAGGGUUGCGAGGUGGUCUGCCCCCUGGAGACCCUGCACGCGCACGAGGAUGAAUGCGAGUUUGCCUUCAUACGCUGCUCUAACACGGGCUGUCCCGUGCAGGUGGAGAGGCGCGAUUUGGAGGCCCACCUGUCGGAGUGUGAGCUCCGCGGCAGGGAAUGUCCCAACGGCUGCGGCCACGCGCUCCUCUCCGUCGAGCAGUCGCCACACAACUGCGUGGCAGAGCUGCGGACUGAAGUAGAGACGCUCAGGGCAGAAAUGCUUUGCAAGGUGGAAGAGGUGAAGCAGGAGAUGGAAUCUCGGUUGGACUCUCAGAGGAGACACAUGGUACAAAAGGUGUCUCAGCUCAAGAGCGAAGUGGAUGAGCUUAAGGGUCAGUUGUCCAGGGUGAUGUGUGACGUGCGCGCCCUGUUUGGAGCGGAGCGUCUGAGGAGGCGAGAGCUGGCAGAGGCGGAGCUCGAGAAGAGAGAACUGGAGCUCCUCAGAGACCUGCAGCUUUUCAGGAGUCAGCAGUCCUCUGAACAGCCCGCCAGGAACCGGCUUCAUCAGGGAGCCCAGCAGCUUAUCGGAUGGAAACUGCCUGGGGACCAGCUGGUAAGACGCCCGCCGUGGGAUCCACCCUUACAAGGCCCUAGUCAGCCGUCAACUCCUGCCCAGUCGGCGAAUGUGUCGGCCCCAAUUCUGUCCCCGCAGAUGGGGGAGGGGUCACGCAAGGCUUGUACCCGUAGCCUGACCCUGGACUGCGUCAAGAGGGAGCGCCGAGAGGUAACCGUCAUCUGA
Molecule: messenger RNA, 1038 nt
Organism: Lampris incognitus (smalleye Pacific opah)
Lineage: Eukaryota; Metazoa; Chordata; Actinopteri; Lampriformes; Lampridae
Gene: rnf41l
Product: ring finger protein 41, like
Biological process (GO): regulation of canonical NF-kappaB signal transduction; positive regulation of JNK cascade; tumor necrosis factor-mediated signaling pathway
Cellular component (GO): plasma membrane signaling receptor complex
Molecular function (GO): zinc ion binding
Source: RefSeq, a predicted model, not a curated record